Molecule: messenger RNA, 1234 nt
Organism: Oreochromis niloticus (Nile tilapia)
Lineage: Eukaryota; Metazoa; Chordata; Actinopteri; Cichliformes; Cichlidae
Gene: fkbp1b
Product: FKBP prolyl isomerase 1B
Exons: 4
Coding region: 232-558 (108 amino acids)
Biological process (GO): protein peptidyl-prolyl isomerization
Cellular component (GO): sarcoplasmic reticulum membrane; cytoplasm
Molecular function (GO): peptidyl-prolyl cis-trans isomerase activity
Source: RefSeq, a predicted model, not a curated record
CUGCAGGGCUGAAGACGACGUACGUAGGGGUUGUAGAUCUCUACGCUGUCUCCCUGCGAAGUGGAAAAUAUCUUGGCUGUCUCACGGCUGGCUGUAGCUACGGCGGGUGGGUGAAUGCCUGGUUUCUAUCGCUAAAGCCCGACUUGUAGCUGCAAAAGGGUAGAACUGGCUCUAAGAAAAAAAGCUUUGUUGGCUGUAUGCUUUAUAGCUAAUCUUUGAAGUAGCACAACCAUGGGUGUGGAGGUCGAGACAAUAUCUCCCGGUGAUGGAAGAACAUUUCCAAAAAAAGGCCAAACAUGUGUUGUUCAUUACAUAGGUAUGUUGCAGAACGGGAAAAAGUUCGACUCCUCUCGAGACAGGAACAAGCCCUUCAAAUUCAAGAUUGGACAUAACGAGGUCAUUAAAGGCUGGGAAGAAGGAGUAGCACAGAUGAGCCUGGGCCAGAGGGCUAAAAUCACCUGCACACCAGAUAUGGCUUAUGGAACAACAGGCCACCCCGGAGUCAUCCCACCAAACGCAACCCUUAUUUUUGAUGUGGAGCUGCUUAAGCUGGAGUGACGCAUGGGGUAGAAGGCAAAGGUAGAAGGCUAAUGGGGCUGCAUUCACCAUAACCCAUUUCCACCGGGAGACCAUACCCGACUGUCGCCUCUCACAGCCACCCGCUCUUGUGUUUCUCUGUUUUCACAGCCUUCGUUUUCUUCUUCAGUUAGGUAUUUAAACGCAUCUUCCGCUGCUUUGUUGCCAUCGUUUUGAGCUAGAUGCUGCAAGAAAAUGUUCAUGUCGUACAAGACUCUUACACACACACACACACACAUUUUGGUUUGUUUGUUACACGUGCUUUUUUUGUUGAACUUAAUUUAAUGUUGUAAAUUUUGUUGAUCCCUGUUCUCUUUGAAAAGCCGUACUACAUUGCAAUCAAAACAUAUAUUGCCUUACAGUUCGAACAGUGGAGGGGAGGGUACAUAGGUUAAAAGUACAAUGUCUGCUCUGUAUAUUUACUGGGCAUUAUAUACCACUGUCUGCAUCGCCACUUUGAAAAAAGGCUUGUCCUGCUGAAUGCUCUGAAUGAUGUUGCUGUGUUUGGUAUAUUUUAUAAUCCUUGUGAACAUUUACUGCAAGUGUACCCUAUAAAAUCGAACCCAAUCAAUACUGUACAGAAGUCUUUAAGAGCCAUUGCUACUAUGACAGUUUAUUGACCAACUCUUGAAUAAAGUGGCAUGCACCAUGUUAAAAA